CUGAGACGUGACAGACAGCAUCAGCGCCGGAGAGAACAGUCGCGAUCAGUUGAUUUCUGCAACUUUCAAUUUUUCCCCUAUCCCCCAAUCACGCCCGAUAACCAGCUCCUAAAAGCUGUGAUGGUGUUCUUGCUGUACCAGCCAGCCCCAGAUGUGUCUAGAUACGAAGUUUUUCUAAUGUAUAAACUCUUCCGCCAUAUGAGGCACUGCAUUUACUAUCACGAAUGUCCGAUCGGCGGCGAUCACGAUCAUACACGUUGCGUCAUCCGACCUUCUCGAACACGUCGCUUUAUGUACUAAGAGAGGGCGUGUGCUCCUGAAAGCAGAGGCCAGACCUCGCCAACCUACGGAUCUCUGCGCGCAGUGUGGCCCGAGCAGCACAGCAUCUCAACGUCCAUGAAACCCAACCAUACGAGAUCGAUCUUCAUCGGCUCCUCGCGCCCAACCUCUACUUGGCUUGCGUGACAUGUGGAGAACCCGAAGCACAUAUGCAUCUGACUGUUCAGUGACACCAUGGCGCUUUCCUGUUCGACGAUACAAAGCAUGGCGCCUGCCUUGACCACGAAAAGGCUGGACGCUGCUUGGCGUCCGUCCAGCCCUGUCAUAAAAGGAGAUCAAGAUCAUAAAAGGGGGUCAAGAGAAGUAUAUUAAUUCCAAGCGGUUGUGCCUCUCUAUCUUUAUGUUUGCAGCGAGUAUAUUUGACAGUCCUUCAUUUGGCGAAAGGCCCGCUGAGAAAAUCAAUGGAAAGAACCCAAGGGAUGGGGCAGUGGUCCCUGGCACUCACACUGGGAGCACUGAGCCUACUAUGUUCUCGGGUCGCAGCACAAGGAUGUUCAGCACUCUAUGACCAGUGUGGAGGUAUAGGCUGGACCGGUGCUACCUGCUGUGAAUACGGCUCAAGUUGUCAAAUCGAAAACGAUUACUACUACCAGUGCCUGCCCUACGUUGGUAACUCAUCUUGCAGCCCUCCAUACGGGCAAUGCGGCGGCGGAAUGGGCUGGACAGGUCCAUUCUGCUGUCAGUCAGACUGGAGCUGCCAAUAUGUCGACGCCAACUACUCCCAAUGUCUCCCACCAACCAGCAGUGCGGCACCAACAUCAAGCAGCGCACCGAACACGGCGAUCACUUCAGCUUCCCAAACUUCUGCCGCACCGAGUGCGUGUGCCACCAACUGGGGUCAAUGUGGUGGUGAUGGCUGGUCUGGCGCCACAUGUUGCGACAACGACUGGCCUUGUGUCUAUGGAAACGAUUACUACUGGCAGUGUAUCUCGCCUUCAAGUGCAAGUGCACUUUCGGCGACUCAAUCCCCAACCACAUCAGCGCAAUCCGCUUGUGCUACGAAUUGGGGGCAGUGUGGCGGAAUUGGCUGGACUGGUCCUACAUGCUGCAAAGAGAAUUGGCCGUGUGUCUAUGGGAAUGACUACUACUGGCAGUGCAUAUCACCCUCAAGUGCAAGCGCGCUGUCUGCGACCAAGACUUCCAGCUUGACCACAUUUACGACAUCCGCGUCUUCUUUAGUUACAUCUAACUCAACAGCCACGACAACAAGCACAGCUUCCGGUGCUUCGCCCACUGGCUCUCGUGUCCGCUACGGCGGUGUCAACAUUGCGGGCUUCGAGUUCGGCACUUAUGACACAUGCGGUGUCAACACCGGUCCGGCGUACGCAGACCCCAGCUACUUUGUAGCACAAAUCAACCAUUUUGUGGAGGACGACGGUCUGAAUGCCUUCAGACUUCCCGUAUCGUGGCAGUACCUCGUCAACCAAUUUGAUGGUGGCUCCCUGGGAGCAAACCAGCUUGACUCAAGCAAUUUUGCAACCUAUGACCAACUUGUACAGGGCUGCCUCAACUCCGGGGCGUCGCUCUGCAUCAUUGACCUGCACAACUAUGCUCGGUUCAAUGGCUAUAUCGUUGGCCAAGAUGGACCAUCUGCCGCCCAGUUCGCCAGUCUGUGGAGCCAGAUCGCUACAAAGUAUGCUUCUGAGAGCCGUGUUGCUUUCGGGUUGAUGAACGAACCGCAUGACGAAACCUGUAAAUCAAUCCAAAGUGGUGGUGUCAUGGACAUCAUCACUUGGGCAUCGACACUGCAGUCUGCCGUGAACGCUAUUCGUGCGGCAGGCGCUACAUCCCAGAUGAUUAUUCUUCCUGGCAAGGGCUGGACACAUUCUUUGACUUACCUGCCUUCCAACAGCGAUGGCUCUGGACCGGCGUUGAUGGGCAUCACGGAUCCUGCUGGCGGGACGUCACUGCUGAUCUUUGAAGUCCAUGAAUAUCUCGACGCGAACAAUGCGGGAGGGAAUAGUGAUUGCGUCACGAACAACGUCGACUCGUCCUACUACCGUGGUGGUCUUCAGAAUCUUGCGGCCUACCUUCGAUCGAACGGUCGUUACGCGAUGCUCACGGAGUCAGGUGGACUGAACAACGCAAAUUGCGCGACAUAUCUUUGCCAGGAGUUGAGUUUCCUUGCGAACAACACGGACGUCUUUCUUGGGUACACGACAUGGGCCGCCGGCGGUUUCGAUGCAAACUAUGAGUUGACGGAGACGCCAACCCUAAGCGGAAACACAUGGACGGAUACGUCGAUUGUGCAGGCGUGUGUUGCCAAGUGCUUCAGAGACUCUUGUUGAGGGUAUGAUAAUGAUUCCUGAUUCUAGCGGGAAGCCCUUGUAGGCCGCAAGGACUUUCGGGGCUGUUCUCUUAUAGAAUGACACCAUUUUUAAUGCUCACAAAGUCCCAUUCAUCCCCAGCAAGCCAACAAUGCCUCCAAUACCCGCCAGAGCGGCCCGUACCAUGUUCAUCCAUCUC
Messenger RNA from Exophiala xenobiotica, 2805 nucleotides. RefSeq lists its product as uncharacterized. Gene Ontology annotation, molecular function: cellulose binding; hydrolase activity, hydrolyzing O-glycosyl compounds. NCBI's taxonomy places the organism in Eukaryota, Fungi, Ascomycota, Eurotiomycetes, Chaetothyriales, Herpotrichiellaceae. The transcript has 3 exons. The coding region runs from base 741 to 2627 and encodes 628 amino acids. Gene Ontology annotation, cellular component: extracellular region. The record is from RefSeq and is a predicted model, not a curated record. Gene Ontology annotation, biological process: glucan catabolic process.